This is a messenger RNA of Schistosoma rodhaini, 2114 nucleotides long. The record is from the annotation of a GenBank genome assembly. Lineage: Eukaryota; Metazoa; Platyhelminthes; Trematoda; Strigeidida; Schistosomatidae.
GUUCUUGCCUGGAGGUAUUGGUGAUCCACUGCUAACAAACACGGAAGCCCGUUAAGCGAAAGCUUCUUUUAUUCCGUCCUCAACCAUUUGCACCAUUUGUGAAGAGCGCCUAAUACAAAAGUUCCGCCACCGUCAGCAUAAUGUCUGAAUUCGACUUGACAAAGAAGAUUAGUGGUUUUCUAGAUAAACACUUGACUUUACCGCUGCUGGAAUACAUAUCUGUAAAAAAUAUAUAUGAUGAAAAAAGCAUUCUGAAGACUAAAUGGGAAGUUCUUUUGGAGACUUCUAUGGUUGAUUAUGCCGCAGAUACUUAUAGAAGUAUAUACGACACAAAUCCUCCAAAAGGCUUACUUGACAAGAGAGAAAAAGUCUUAGAGAGUAUUCAAGACACAGAGGUUAAGUUGAAACCAGUGAAGGUAAUAUUUAGUCAAGAAACAAUGAAGGAAGUUGCCCAAUGUAAAAACGCCAAAGAUCUACUGGCUAGUCUGGAAACCAAAUACAAUUUCAAGACAGAGAUGCUUAAUGACAUGUUUGAUGCUGCACGCGUAUUUUAUGAUGCUGGAAAUUACAACUUAGCAUCUGAAUACCUAAAAAUAGUCCGUCAGCUUGUAACCCCUGGGACACAAAGACAUUUGGAUGCUAGUUGGGGCCGCCUAGCCAGUGAAAUUUUAGUCCAAAACUGGGAUGAAGCAUUGGAAGAUUUAGAAAAGUUGAAGGAUGCUAUAGAUUGUCAAAACGAAGAUAGACCUGCAUCUCGUACAUACCUGAUACAACUACAACAACGUACAUGGAUGUUGCAUUGGUCACUUUUUGUUUUUUUCAAUCAUCCACAAGGCAAAGAAAAGUUAAUUGAAUGGUUUAUGCAAAAUACAACACAUUUGAACGCUAUUCAAACGUUAGCGCCACAUUUAUUGCGUUACCUCACUGUGUGCGUAAUCACUAGUACUGAUAAGAAGAAAAAGAAUCUUAUACGAGAUUUAAAAUAUCUUAUUCAACAGGAAAGUUAUUCUUAUCGUGAUCCAGUUACUGAAUUCUUUGAAUGUUUAUUUGUGAAAUUCGAUUUCGAUGGAGCUCAACAAAAACUUCGAAUUUGUGAAACUGUUUUACCGAAUGAUUUCUUUUUAACUGGAUGUUAUGAUGAAUUUAUGGAGAAUGCUCGUUUACUUAUGUUUGAAUCAUUUUGUCGAAUACAUCAUAGUGUUGGAAUAAGUGUACUUGCUGAAAAGUUGAAUAUGGAUGUGGAUGAUGCAGAAAAAUGGAUUGUAAAUUUAAUACGCAACGCUCGUAUGGAUGCGAAGAUAGAUUCACAAAAGGAAUUAUUUAAUGAGUGAAGAGUAGGAUUCUUCUCGUUACUCUUCAUAAUAUGAUGCGCUAUGUUAAGUCUUAUUAAAACCUUCAACUACACGAUGAAAUGACAUGUAAAAGUCGGCACUCAAAUGACAAGAUUUUCUUUUAACGAAAAUAUACGGGAUGGAUUACAAACCUCCAUUCGUUACUGUUACAGUAAGACAACUGCUCAACUAAUACAACAACAUUAAAAGUAACUGUCACAAGCAUUAAGAAGAUGCAAUUAAAAUAACAGAUAUAUUUAAUGCUACCAGUUUACGUGAUUAGUAAUACUACUGAACAACAGGUAAUAAUGGUAUUCUCUCAAAAGUUAUUAGAAUUAAAGCUGAUUACUGGAUAUUAGUAAGUAGCAUAAUAUAAUAUACAAAAGAGAAUCAGUAAACAAAAGAAUGCAAAUGAAGUCCAUAUAAACUAUAUAUUCAAUUUUAUCCGAAUGAAUGGAGUUGUUCAACAGUACUGGGUUAUAGCUGUAAAACGUAUCACUUUGAUUUGGGUAAGAUAACGGAAAUGUAGCGUAUAAGCGACUAUUAAAUAUUCAUCUCUGAAUUUACACUUUAUACUAUCACGUCAUGAAAUGUAAAUUAAACAAUCUUUAAGAAAUGUUCAUAUUCCUACUGCCUAUUAUUUUGAAUCUUCUAUUUGGGAGUCAAUAAUAUUGAUCUUCCGACUCGAUGAUAUGCCAAUGCUUAUCGGGGCGCGCAAAAUCCCUUCUUGAGAUAGUGGGGAUUUGUAUCUCAGAAGGGUUUCUGAGCUGGAUGGUUUGGUCG